Messenger RNA from Callorhinchus milii (elephant shark), 2276 nucleotides. RefSeq names its product mitogen-activated protein kinase 12. Gene Ontology annotation, biological process: intracellular signal transduction; protein phosphorylation. Bases 124 to 1209 code for a protein of 361 amino acids. Gene Ontology annotation, molecular function: MAP kinase activity; ATP binding. Lineage: Eukaryota; Metazoa; Chordata; Chondrichthyes; Chimaeriformes; Callorhinchidae. Gene Ontology annotation, cellular component: nucleus; cytoplasm. The transcript has 12 exons. The record is from RefSeq and is a predicted model, not a curated record.
GGAAGGAAGGAGGGGAAGGGAGGAGAGAUAGAGAGAGAGAGAGGAGGUAUUUGUUUCCUUCCUGACGUGGAAGACUUGGGUCCACCUGAGUUUGGAGAGUCUGAGCGUUUCCCUGUGGGGGCCAUGACCACCAGGAAGGGUUUCCACCGUCAGGACAUUAACAAGACGGUGUGGGAGGUCCUGGACAGGUACUCGGGGCUCGAGGCUGUGGGGUCCGGAGCCUAUGGGGCUGUUUGCUCAGCGAUUGAUAAGAGAACUGGGAACAAAGUAGCCAUCAAGAAACUCUACCGUCCAUUUCAGUCUGAGCUGUUUGCUAAGAGAGCUUACAGGGAACUCCGCCUCCUCAAGCACAUGAAGCACGAAAACGUUAUUGGGCUGUUGGAUGUUUUCACUUCAGAUGUGUCCUUGGAGAAAUUUCAUGAUUUCUAUUUAGUCAUGCGUUUCAUGGGAACAGAUCUCGGCAAAAUAAUGAAGCAUGAAAAACUAACUGAAGACCGUAUCCAAUUUCUGGUCUAUCAGAUCUUGAAAGGCCUAAAGUAUAUCCAUUCUGCAGGGAUCAUUCACAGGGAUCUUAAACCUGGUAAUCUGGCUGUCAAUGAAGAUUGUGAAUUAAAGAUACUUGAUUUUGGCCUGGCAAGACAUGCAGAUCAGGAAAUGACUGGUUAUGUUGUGACCAGGUGGUACAGAGCACCAGAGAUCAUACUUAACUGGAUGCACUACACUCAGACAGUCGACAUGUGGUCUGUUGGCUGCAUCAUGGCAGAGAUGAUUGUAGGUCGACCUCUCUUUAAGGGCAACGAUCAUCUGGAUCAGCUGACGGAAAUAAUGAAAGUAACAGGCACACCCACGGCAGACUUCAUCCACAAGCUACAAAGCCAAGAUGCUAAAAAUUACAUGAAAAGUCUCCCACAACUCCAGAAAAAAGACUUGAAAACUUUUUUUGCGAAUGGAAACCAAUUGGCCGUCAACCUGAUGGAAAAAAUGCUUGUGUUAGAUUCCGAUAAAAGAGUGACAGCUGCGGAAGCGUUGGCUUAUCCUUACUUUGAGCAAUACAGAGAGCCCGAGGAGGAGACAGUGGCUGAGUCUUAUGAUGACAGUUUUGACAACAUGGAUUGCACAAUCGAAGAUUGGAAACGUCACACGUAUAAAGAGAUGACGAAUUUUAAGCCAACAGCAGGAGCGUCAGAGACUAAGGAAACUGCAGUGUAGCCACAGAAUGGUACAUAUAGGAUAACACGGAAGAGUAUAUAUUCUUGCAGCAAGCAGCCGUGACGACAAUAAUUAUUUUAGUUGUAAUUUGUCUUCAGUGGUUUUGUAUAAGGUGUACAGUUACUUUUAUUUCAUGUCCUUAGCCUGCAGUUCACAGUGAAACUUUACAAUCUUUCAUUGAAUGAAACAUAAAAAUCUCAUCACUGGCGUUCCUUGAAAAAAUACCUUAGUUUAGUGUCCAUUUUUAUUUUGUGUAUUCUCUUUACUGCAGAUGAAAUUCAAAUUGCUUGAAACUAUAAUUGAGAAUUGUACAUUAUAAUUGGAAGAUUUGUAUGAAUGCAAGGCCAUUCACAUCAUAUUUUCAAGGAAACAUUAAUUGACAAGACUGAAAAGAUGCCAUAUAAUUAAUGGACUUGAACAAAUUAACGCAAUUUCAUCCUGCAAACCUCCUUGUUAUUUCUGAUCUUUAUUCUGGUAUAGGUUGCUAUUUUAUACUUUAGUUUGGUUUCAGUUAUAAUGAACGUUAGAAUAUGGGACAGAACAUUUUUCCGUUCCCUAUUCCUGAUAAGAGGUGCACUGGAACAGCAAUUGUAAUCGUUCGAAUAUUUGAUGGGUAUUCAAAUGUAUGUCACGUGAUCUAGAUUACUACAAACUCUUAUGUUUAACCCAGUGGUGGUGCUUUACUCAGUCUUGCUGAAUCAGCUUAGAUGUGUUCCAUAAACCUGCCCAAUUAAUUCAGUGUUCAAUUUCACAAAUGUUGCAAUGCAGUCCGUUGACUUCUUUCGCUCAGCUCUCGAAAACGUGAAAGAACAUUUCAACAGUUUUCUCCAUCUAAUUUGUCUGCAAAAAACGUCGCCACACUUGAGAGCAGUCACUUGCAAAGUACUUUGAGAUAUUUUGAAAUGUAAGGUGAAUCUAUAAAAGUUCGGGGGGGGGAAAAAUCCCCGAUUUGGCCAUGUUUAUCACCUCCCCCAGGAGGGAACCAUCUGGCCAAUAUUGUGUGGAAGGUGAAAUGCGGGGAGAUUCUCCUGGAAAUAAAUUGAAUGGUCCAUGUGCCUUUUAUCAUU